Molecule: messenger RNA, 2046 nt
Organism: Echinostoma caproni
Lineage: Eukaryota; Metazoa; Platyhelminthes; Trematoda; Plagiorchiida; Echinostomatidae
Source: the annotation of a GenBank genome assembly
AUGGAACACCUGACCAUGAGCGUGGAGGAGAUUAUGCAGCAGGUACGUGAAAUCUAUGGAGAUGACAGUUUGGCCAUGCUGGAAGACGAAGAUACAGAUGCCGAUCCAGACCUGAUUCAAAACUCAUUCGUUCCUCGGGUCCGAAAUACCUCAGACUCAUCGGACAUCUGCCCUCCAUUGGAGUCCGGUAAUGGAGAAUUGCAGCCCGCAUCCACCGAUGCCUGGCAGUCGGAUCGCGGAUUUAGUGAUAACGGGUUCUCGGAACCACGUAUUCGCAGUUCCACAGACGAUGCGGACGAUGAUGAACAUCGAACGGACGGCAUACCAAUAGAACGUCCUCGAAGUGCCCUAGAAAAACCUAUCGGUCCCUCUUUGUCCGCUCCAGCUGAGUCCAAGAUCUUACUAAACGACUCGCUUUCUUUAAACUUAGAAACCCCUUCCUAUCUUCCCGGUCGACCUAAUACCGGAGAAGGUGCUCACACAGAACCCGAGCUGGGUACAGUAGAAUUGCGUGCGUCUAAUCAGACAGUGAAACCAGAACGAAAAAAACGUUCUAAAAAGCGUCAUGCUCGUUCGAAGGCUUCCGACUCUGAUCCGAAUUGUCCUGAUUCAUUGUCCGUCGCGAAACAAGAUAAACCGCCAUCAACGAUCGCAGAUGGUUCAGACUUUCCAGUCGAAUGCUCCCCAAACCAUGAUCAUCCCGGUCGAGUGUAUGUAAAUACAGAAGUGCCUCUGAGUGUGGACGCCUUGUUUGCUUGUAUCUUCACCGAUUCCGAGUUCUUCGACCGAUUGAGCACAUCUCGGGGAACGUUUGAUAUGGUGCAGUCUUCCUGGCCACAAAUGACUUGGCCAACACAGAAUCAAGAAGCAUCGCGUUCUGAACCCCAAGAAAAUGUGGAACGGACUAUCUGCUACACACUUACUCUGAAACAACGUAUGGGACCACGCACCUGUUCCGCAGUGGAACAACAAACCUUGUUGGUAUCUGAAUCACAACCGGGACGCAGUUAUGUGGUUGAUGCCAAAGUAACCAACCAAGCCGUGCCGUUGUGCAAUUGCUUCUGUGUGGUCAGUCGUUAUUGUCUACUGCGCACCGGCCGACUGACCAGCCGUUUACAUGUUUGCUCCCAUGUCGUGUAUGAAAAACCGGUUUUCUUUGGGGCAAAAAGUAUCAUUGAGAACACUUGCAAGUCCGGCCUCACUGACUUUUUCACCGCGUUGACCGCACAACUAACCGAAUUGUCUGCUGGGCUCAGUGAUGAAGACCGAUUAAGUGGAGGUUAUCUGGCCGCACGCAGUACAAACGCUGCGAUAAGUCACAAUGGUAUGGCCAAACGCGGAAGUAAGGUACGGGAUAAAUCCAAAGAGGAAAACAAACUUAUCUCGGCUCGCGGNCGCUUGAAUAGCUCCUCAGGUCGACAUCCGCCCGUGGCGGGAGAUCACAGAAAAUCUGGUCAUGCUAUCGCUUUGUCCGGCAGUUCAUCUUCCUCACCCGUCCACGGUGUACAAGGCAAACAAUCGACCUUGGGUCCUGGUGGCAAUUGCUCUUUCCUCUCACCCUCACAUUCCAAACAGAGCGCCGAUCUCAUUCAAUUUUUUCUGCGUCCUGAUAGAGCUUGGCUCUUACUCGCGGUCAUUGGUCUGCUACUCUGCCUAUUCUUGUCCAUGGUCUACANCUACAGUCGGCUGGUCGCCCUUGAACAGUUCGCCCGACAUCUCUCAGCGACACAUUCCGGUUCGACCACCCAGUCGGAUACGUCCGGAUUUCAGCCGGAUCUUCUCCUCACACCCACUGGUUUCCAACUUAGCGAAUCAGCACGUAAUAGGAUACGGUCGAUGAAAGACUUAACUCAAGGCAUGUCCCAGACUUUGACCCAGAUGCAACAAGUUAUGUCGAAAGUGAAACAGAGCCUCGAGGUUCUGGAGAACGCAUACCUCGUAAAUGCCUUCAAUGGAAAAACGGAGGAAGAAGUAACAUCAUCUGCUGUCCCCCAAGAUUGCCCGCAGGUGUCCCCGCCCGGAACACAGUAUCCUACUACUACAUAA